AUGGCUUCAGCAGUCUCGUCAGAGAACACACCCCCGAGCCGCGAGUCGACUCGACCAACAGCCGACUCGUCGCUCUGGCGUCGGCGACUCGACGUCGCCGUGAUCGGCGCAGGCGCCGCGGGACUGGCCGCUGCGCGCGAGCUGAUGCGAGAGGGACACGCCGUGACUGUGAUUGAAGCGGGGGGUGAAAUAGGCGGCGUGUGGGCUUAUGACGAGCGGAUAGAAACGGAGGAUUUAUUAGGGUUAGAUCCGAACCGGCAGCAGGUCCAUAGCAGCAUGUACGCGUCGCUAAGGACGAAUUUACCCCGAGAAUUAAUGGGUUAUUUGGACUUUCCCUUCUCCGCGCCAUUGCCCGGCGAUUGUCCCGAUGCUGACGUGGACUCGCGCGACGGAAAUAGCGCGGAUUCGCGACAGGACGACGCUGAUCUGCGACGGUUUCCGUCGCACAGGGAGGUGCUGCGAUAUCUCCGCCGGUACGCGGAGCGAUUCGGGAUCUCGAAUCGCGUGGAACUCCACACUCGAGUGAUCUCGGCCGUCCCUGUGAUUUCCCGCCAAGCAGCCGUUGAAGAAAGUGGGGAGGGCGGAAGAAACGGGGGAGGCGGCGGAGAGGGGAGGAAUGGAGCGGAAGCGAGGAAAGAGGGGAAAAGCGGUCAAGUGGUGGGGAAUGCGGGGAACGCGCACGGGGAGGGGGAGGGUUGGGAACUCCUAGAGGCGUCCGCGGAAGGGACUGAGGCUCCUGUUGUGAGAUGGCGUCUUAAGAUUGCUCGUUCUAGACCGCAUAGGAGUAUUAGCACGGGUGGAGGGAGUCUAGGAGGUCUGGCAGGUGCAGCAGCAGGGGUUGGGGAUGGGGAGAGGGUGGAAGGGAGGGAGGAAGAGGAGGAGGAGAGGGAGUUUGAUGCGUUGGUGGUGUGUAACGGUCACUACUCACAGCCCAAGAUUGCAACUAUAGCGGGAGUAGGCACGUGGCCAGGCAUUCAAAUACACAGCCAUAACUACCGCCACCCAGAGGGGUUUGCAGGCAAGGUGGUGGUGGUGGUGGGGGCAGAGGCGAGUGGGCAGGACAUAGCGAGGGAGCUGGCAGCAGUGGCACGAGAGGUGCACAUCUGUGCGCGAGGCUGGCGCUCCUCCCCCGCUGCUGCUGGGGCGGCCACGGGAGCAAUCGAGACGGGGUAUUUCGAGGAUCUCAGAGGCAGAGUGCAGCAGCACCCCAUGAUCAAGCAAGCCAAUCCCGAUGGUAAAGUGGAGUUUGAAGACGGGUUCGCAUGUCAUGCUGACGUCAUCAUGCACUGUACUGGCUACCACUACUCCUUCCCCUUCCUCGCCCUCCCCCCCUCUCUCCUCUCUGUCGAUACCGGUCGCGUGACACCCCUGUUCCGCCACGUCCUCCCUCCUGCGCUCGCCCCCUCGCUCUCCUUCAUCGGCCUCCCUUGGAAGGUCGUCCCCUUCCCGCUGUGUCAGCUGCAGGCGCGGUGGGUGGCGCAGCUGCUGUCCGGCCAGCUGCCCGUGCCGCCCAGGUCCGAUAUGGAGGGCGGCGUGCGUCGUCUGUAUGCGCGCAUGGAGGCGCAGGGCGUGCCAGAGAGAUAUGUUCACAGGCUGGACAUGGAACAGGUAUGGCCUGGAGCAGCAGGUGCCCGUGCCGCGCAGGUCCGAUAUGGAGGGCGGCGUGCGUCGUAUGGCCUGGAGCAGCAGGUGCCCGUGCCGCCCGGGUCCGAUAUGGAGGGCGGCGUGCGUCGUCUGUAUGCGCGCAUGGAGGCGCAGGGCGUGCCAGAGAGAUAUGUUCACAGGCUGGACAUGGAACAGGUAUGGCCUGGAGCAGCAGGUGCCCGUGCCGCGCAGGUCCGAUAUGGAGGGCGGCGUGCGUCGUCUGUAUGCGCGCAUGGAGGCGCAGGGCGUGCCAGAGAGAUAUGUUCACAGGCUGGACAUGGAACAGGUAUGGCCUGGAGCAGCAGGUGCCCGUGCCGCCCAGGUCCGAUAUGGAGGGCGGCGUGCGUCGUCUGUAUGCGCGCAUGGAGGCGCAGGGCGUGCCAGAGAGAUAUGUUCACAGGCUGGACAUGGAACAGGUAUGGCCUGGAGCAGCAGGUGCCCGUGCCGCGCAGGUCCGAUAUGGAGGGCGGCGUGCGUCGUCUGUAUGCGCGCAUGGAGGCGCAGGGCGUGCCAGAGAGAUAUGUUCACAGGCUGGACAUGGAACAGGUAUGGCCUGUAGCAGCAGGUGCCCGUGCCGCCCAGGUAUGGCCUGGAGCAGCAGCUGCCCGUGCCGCCCAGGUCCGAUAUGGAGGGCGGCGUGCGUCGUCUGUAUGCGCGCAUGGAGGAGCAGGGCGUGCUAGAGAGAUAUGUUCACAGGCUGGACAUGGAACAGGUAUGGCCUGGAGCAGCAGCUGCCCGUGCCGCCCAGGUCCGAUAUGGAGGGCGGCGUGCGUCGUCUGUAUGCGCGCAUGGAGGCGCAGGGCGUGCCAGAGAGAUAUGUUCACAGGCUGGACAUGGAACAGGUAUGGCCUGGAGCAGCAGGUGCCCGUGCCGCCCAGGUCCGAUAUGGAGGGCGGCGUGCGUCGUCUGUAUGCGCGCAUGGAGGAGCAGGGCGUGCCAGAGAGAUAUGUUCACAGGCUGGACAUGGAACAGGUAUGGCCUGGAGCAGCAGCUGCCCGUGCCGCCCAGGUCCGAUAUGGAGGGCGGCGUGCGUCGUCUGUAUGCGCGCAUGGAGGCGCAGGGCGUGCCAGAGAGAUAUGUUCACAGGCUGGACAUGGAACAGGUAUGGCCUGGAGCAGCAGCUGCCCGUGCCGCCCAGGUCCGAUAUGGAGGGCGGCGUGCGUCGUCUGUAUGCGCGCAUGGAGGCGCAGGGCGUGCCAGAGAGAUAUGUUCACAGGCUGGACAUGGAACAGGUAUGGCCUGGAGCAGCAGGUGCCCGUGCCGCCCAGGUCCGAUAUGGAGGGCGGCGUGCGUAGUCUGUAUGCGCGCAUGGAGGCGCAGGGCGUGCCAGAGAGAUAUGUUCACAGGCUGGACAUGGAACAGGUAUGGCCUGGAGCAGCAGGUGCCCGUGCCGCCCAGGUCCGAUAUGGAGGGCGGCGUGCAUCGUCUGUAUGCGCGCAUGGAGGAGCAGGGCGUGCCAGAGAGAUAUGUUCACAGGCUGGACAUGGAACAGGUAUGGCCUGGAGCAGCAGCUGCCCGUGCCGCCCAGGUCCGAUAUGGAGGGCGGCGUGCGUCGUCUGUAUGCGCGCAUGGAGGCGCAGGGCGUGCCAGAGAGAUAUGUUCACAGGCUGGACAUGGAACAGGUAUGGCCUGGAGCAGCAGGUGCCCGUGCCGCCCAGGUCCGAUAUGGAGGGCGGCGUGCGUCGUCUGUAUGCGCGCAUGGAGGCGCAGGGCGUGCCAGAGAGAUAUGUUCACAGGCUGGACAUGGAACAGGUAUGGCCUGGAGCAGCAGGUGCCCGUGCCGCGCAGGUCCGAUAUGGAGGGCGGCGUGCGUCGUCUGUAUGCGCGCAUGGAGGCGCAGGUCCGAUAUGGAGGGCGGCGUGCGUCGUCUGUAUGCGCGCAUGGAGGCGCAGGGCGUGCCAGAGAGAUAUGUUCACAGGCUGGACAUGGAACAGGUAUGGCCUGGAGCAGCAGGUGCCCGUGCCGCGCAGGUCCGAUAUGGAGGGCGGCGUGCGUCGUCUGUAUGCGCGCAUGGAGGCGCAGGGCGUGCCAGAGAGAUAUGUUCACAGGCUGGACAUGGAACAGGUAUGGCCUGGAGCAGCAGGUGCCCGUGCCGCCCAGGUCCGAUAUGGAGGGCGGCGUGCGUCGUCUGUAUGCGCGCAUGGAGGCGCAGGGCGUGCCAGAGAGAUAUGUUCACAGGCUGGACAUGGAACAGGUAUGGCCUGGAGCAGCAGGUGCCCGUGCCGCCCAGGUCCGAUAUGGAGGGCGGCGUGCGUCGUCUGUAUGCGCGCAUGGAGGAGCAGGGCGUGCCAGAGAGAUAUGUUCACAGGCUGGACAUGGAACAGGUAUGGCCUGGAGCAGCAGCUGCCCGUGCCGCCCAGGUCCGAUAUGGAGGGCGGCGUGCGUCGUCUGUAUGCGCGCAUGGAGGCGCAGGGCGUGCCAGAGAGAUAUGUUCACAGGCUGGACAUGGAACAGGUAUGGCCUGGAGCAGCAGGUGCCCGUGCCGCCCAGGUCCGAUAUGGAGGGCGGCGUGCGUCGUCUGUAUGCGCGCAUGGAGGCGCAGGGCGUGCCUCAGAGAUACACCCACAGGCUGGAUAUGGAGCAGGUGCGACCUGGGAGAGGUAG
Closterium sp. Yama58-4 is the source of this 4248-nucleotide messenger RNA. Lineage: Eukaryota; Viridiplantae; Streptophyta; Zygnematophyceae; Desmidiales; Closteriaceae. The record is from the annotation of a GenBank genome assembly.